Beta vulgaris subsp. vulgaris (sugar beet) is the source of this 942-nucleotide messenger RNA. RefSeq names its product auxin-binding protein ABP19a. Gene Ontology annotation, cellular component: cell wall. Lineage: Eukaryota; Viridiplantae; Streptophyta; Magnoliopsida; Caryophyllales; Amaranthaceae. The transcript has a single exon. The record is from RefSeq and is a predicted model, not a curated record. Gene Ontology annotation, molecular function: manganese ion binding. The coding region runs from base 98 to 724 and encodes 208 amino acids.
UGCCAAUCUUUUCUAUCAAAUGCAAGAACAUCGAAAUCAAGCUAAUAAAACAACCCAUAGCAAAUAAACCACCAAUAGUCUCGUUUUAGUUUCCAAAAUGAAUAACCUUCUACUUUUCUCCACUUUUUUUCUCUUGGUGUCUAUAUCUCAUGCUAUAGAAGUUGACUUUUGUGUAGCAGAUCGUAAUCUCCCAAGAGGACCAGAAGGAUAUGCUUGUAGAGAUCCUGCUACUCUAACCACGGAUGAUUUUGUUUACACCGGUUUCCGUGGUGGUAGAACAAUCACUAACGUACCCAGAAAUAAUGUAACUCUAGCAUUCGUGGAUCAGUUCCCAGCUUUAAAUGGUUUAGGUAUAUCUAUGGCACGGUUAGACUUUGGCAUCGGUGGAGUUAUACCAGUACACUCACACCGAACAUCUGAAGUUUUAAUUGUUUCAAGGGGGUCUAUAAUUGCAGGAUUUAUCGACACAAACAACACUGCAUACUACAGAAGACUAGAGGUUGGAGAUGUUAUGAUUUUUCCACAAGCCAUGCUGCAUUUCCAAGUUAAUGUUGGAGCAACCCCAGCUACCGCAUUCGUUAGUUUGAAUGGCGCAAACCCAGCAAUUCAAUUCACUAUGAAUUCUUUAUUUGGUGGUAACUUACCUGCUGAUGUAGCUCAACAAAUUACGCUUUUAAGUAAUGCAGAGAUAAUGAGGAUGAAGAGGGCAUUCGGCACUGCUUAAAUUCCUUUUUGAAGAUCCAAUUCUAUUUAUUUAAUAUUGCGCCGUAUAAAUAUUACAUUUCAGAGAGCGUGUGUGUGAGCUUAUUUCUUUUUCAUAUACAUUUCAGAGAGCGUGUGUGUGAGCGUAUUUCUUUUUCAUAUUUAACCUUAAGAGUUUGUAAAAAUUCAUCUUUUCGUACAUUCAUCAUUUAAUAAAAUGAUUACAUCUAUUUAAUUCUA